AUGGCCCCUUUUAUGAGACUAAUUAUAGUUGCAAGCAGUGCUUGCAUGUGUGUUAUUAUGGUCGCUAUAUGUUCUGUAUGAACACUAAAUUCUCGAAUUUAUUUGGAUUCUGAGUCAGAUGCUUCCCAAUUAAAAUUAUUAAUCAGCAAGCCAGAUAAAAUUUCAAAUGCUGAUUACCUUUCAAUGCAUAAUUACACAAAAAUACUUGAUGUAGAGGAAACUGAAAAACUUUAUAAUCUGGUCGGAAAGGUGGCUUCAAUUCCUGGAAUAUUUGGAUACACCAAAGAGAUAGGCGACUCUCUUUUUCCGUAUUAUGAAUAUCCUGAUUGCUCCAAAUCAGCGUAUAAAACACCAGGAAGUUGAUUAUCUAUAAACUACCAGACAAAUUCGUUGGCAAUGAGUUGUCCUAAAGGAAGCAAAGGAAGAUUUGUUUCUGGUCCAAUUUUUAAUGUAACUUUUACUAAUCCAGUUGAGCUACGAAAAUAUUGAAAAGUUGUAGACUAUGAAGGGGAAACAAAACUUGACAAUCAAACUGAUUGAGUUAUUGGAACCUGCGGAAAAUCCAAUAAAUUCGAACUUCACCAGCAUAUUCCUCGUUUUAAGCUCUAUUCAUAUAAGCGCUCAGGCCAUUUCGCUAGGCAGAUGAAACAAUCCACAGGCAGCCAAACUCAAAAACCUUUAAUUAUUUUAGUUCUUACUGCUGAUAGUUUUUCACGCAGGCAUUUUUUUAGAAAAAUGCCAAAAACAAUACAAUAUUUGAACGAUUUAGAAAAAGGUAAAGAAUGAAAAAUUUUUGACUUUAAAAUACACAAUAUUAUAGGAACUGAUACAGCUGAAAAUCAAGCAAGAAUUUUUGGUGAAAAGUUCAACGGGUUUCAGUUUGGAACUAACUUAAAUAGAGAUUUAUUUGGUUCUGAUGCAAUUUGGUAUAAAAUGAUUAAAAGUGGGUUUGUUACUCUUUUAGGGUUUGAUCCAUGCGCAUUUAAGCUUCACAGAGUUAUAGGAAGAAUGCCUAAAGCUGAUCACGUAUCUGAAUCUUUUUUUUGUGCCAAUACAAGAUUUUCAGGAUACAGUACGAAAAAACGAGGCAGCAGCAACCAAAGAUGUAUUGGCCAUCAUAUGUCUCACUAUUACCUCAUGAAUUACACACUUACAUUUAGUGGACUUUAUGCAGGCAGAAACCAAUGGGCAUAUAAUCACUAUGCAGCAGCCCAUGAGCAAACAGGACAGCACGCGCAAACACUUGACAAAGAUAUGGUUUGGUAUUUAUCACAAUAUAUCAACAGUUUUGGGAAGGACAAUAAUAUCGUUAUAUUUUUAAUGGGAGACCACGGAAUGAGAUAUGGGGAUUUUAUAUCAAAUACGUAUGCGAUACAAGAGCAUAGACUUCCUGCGUUUUUCCUUAUUUCUCAAAGGUCAUUUUUAGAUACAAUAGAAUAUUCAUAUGACACAUUAAGCCAUAACACUGAAAGAUUAGUAACUAAGCCUGAUAUAAGAAGAACGCUCCUAUAUUUAGCAGGAUAUCCUUAUAAUGCUCCUGAAGAGCCAAAAAAGUCUAGCUUUGUGAAUAUUUUUAAAGAAAAAAUCGACGACAAUCGCAGAUGCGAAGAUGCCGAAAUUCCUCCAUGAUACUGCUCAGCUUAUGUUUUAGACCAAAUGCCUACUUAUUUUUACAAUAAAAAUGACCCUUAUUACUCUAGAAGAAACUCCACAGAAAAAGAGCUUGGAGACUUAGUUAAUAAAAUAGGUUUAGAAACAGUUUCUUUAUUAAAUCAAAAUGUAUACACACCUUCGAGAUAUGAUAAAGGAAACUUAUGUAAAAAACUGACGUUUAAAGAGGUGACGCUGACUAUUUACAACGUUAUGAAAAAUUCAAACAUUAUUAUGAAAUUAAUUGUAAAAGUUAAUGAAAGCGAAAAAGCGCUUUUUGAUUCAUGGAUUAUCAUAUCAGAACAAUAUGAUUUAAAUACUCCUGAAGGAGAAACUGAAAAUUAUACUCCCUUUCCAAUAGUUUUUAAUGGUCGAAGAUUGUUUGCAAAACUUAUUAAUGUGUUUCGUGCUGAUAAAUAUGGAGGAACAUGUGAAGAGUUAGCAAGAGAAGCUGAGCUGAAUCCUGAACAUUGUUUAUGUAAGGAUGAAAUCAUUGCAGAAAUAGAGCAGCUUGAAGAAAUCGAAGACCAUGAUGGCAAUACUCAGCGGUAA
Blepharisma stoltei is the source of this 2202-nucleotide messenger RNA. NCBI's taxonomy places the organism in Eukaryota, Ciliophora, Heterotrichea, Heterotrichida, Blepharismidae. The record is from the annotation of a GenBank genome assembly.